AGGGCCAUGUGGCUGCCCUCAGCUCUGCUGCUUCUCUGCCUCCCAGGCUGUUUGUCUCUGACGGGCCCCAGUUCUGUGACCGGCACCACGGGGCACUCUCUGAGCGUGCAUUGUGCAUAUGAGGAGAUAUACAGGGGGUAUAACAAAUACUGGUGCCGAGGCCAGUAUGACACAUCAUGUGACACAAUCGUGGAGACCAAAGGAGAAGGGAAGGAAGAGAGGAGUGGCCGUGUGACCAUCAGAGACUAUGCUGGUGACCUCACCUUCACAGUGACCAUGGAGAACCUCAAUGCAGAUGAUGCUGGGUCUUACUGGUGCAAAAUUCAGACAUCAUGGAUCCUGGAUGCAUGGUCACGUGACCCCGCAGUCCAGGUCAGGGUGUCUGUUUCCCCAGCACGAGCUACCACCAAGCAGAAGAUCAUACAUCCAGUCGCACCCACUACCUUUCUGGAGGUAAAUGCUGGACAGAACCACCACCCAAGGUCCCUGCUCGGCAGCGUCCACUUCUGGCUCCUGGUCUUCCUGAAGCUGCCCCUGCUCCUGAGCAUGCUCAGUGCUGUCCUCUGGGUGAACCGGCCUCAGAGGACCCCUGGGGGAAACAGAGUUGGCCUGCCCCGGAGGACCCGUCGGGUCCCAAGGCCCCUGCCCUCAUGGCCACCUCCCAAGGGCAAGAACUCUCUGGAAGCCUGGUUCAUCUUUGUUCCCCUGGGCACAGAAGCUUCUUGA
Molecule: messenger RNA, 726 nt
Organism: Choloepus didactylus (southern two-toed sloth)
Lineage: Eukaryota; Metazoa; Chordata; Mammalia; Pilosa; Megalonychidae
Product: CMRF35-like molecule 2
Exons: 5
Coding region: 7-726 (239 amino acids)
Cellular component (GO): plasma membrane
Molecular function (GO): transmembrane signaling receptor activity
Source: RefSeq, a predicted model, not a curated record